Molecule: messenger RNA, 2749 nt
Organism: Pseudophryne corroboree (corroboree frog)
Lineage: Eukaryota; Metazoa; Chordata; Amphibia; Anura; Myobatrachidae
Gene: DDAH2
Product: DDAH family member 2, ADMA-independent
Exons: 8
Coding region: 410-1228 (272 amino acids)
Biological process (GO): positive regulation of nitric oxide biosynthetic process; arginine metabolic process
Molecular function (GO): dimethylargininase activity; amino acid binding
Source: RefSeq, a predicted model, not a curated record
GGGGGGAGGCAGCAGGGACGCUUUGGACUGGGUGACCCCCAGCUCUCUGCGGUUUGGGGACAAGGACUUAUCACGUGCCAGCACCUUCUCCUCCCUGUGGAAAAAACCUACAGUAGCUGCGUCUUAUCCCUUUCUUGUUGCAGCUGUGUGGAAGAGAGAACCCUGUAAACAUGGCAUGGGCAUACCAUGUUAAGUCUACAGGCCAUGAAGUGAUGGAUGAUUUCUGGAUGUGAAGUCAGGAAGGAAACAGGAGGCUGGGGAGAGAGGAACACAUCCAGGCAGGAGAAGAGGAGUGUUGUGGAAGGAAACCAGGAAGGGAGUGACUGUAGACCCAAACAGAACUAUCUGCAGGUUCUGUUUGACAUCAUUAGGACUCUAGUCCUUGGUUCCCCUUCCUGGGGCAUAAGAAAUGACUGGCAGAUACACCCAUGCUGUGGUGAGAGGGGUGCCCUCCUCUCUGGCACAUGAAGGAGAUGGGCAGGUGGACCUCGCAAGGGCACAGAGGGAGAGCGGUGUCUUCUGUGGCAUCUUGAGGCAGAAGCUGGGUCUUCAGGUGAUGGAGCUACCCCCAAACGAAGAUCUACCCCGAGGACAACUAAUUGGGGACAUGGCAGUUGUGAUAGCAGAUACAGCCUUAAUCACUCGCCCAUAUAAUCCUGCAAGAAGAAAAGAGACAGAAGGUUUGCAGAAGUUGUUUGAAGAGUUGAAAUUCAGAGUAUGUGAACUUGAGGAUGAGAAUGCCACACUGGAUGCCAGUGAUAUUCUAUACACAGGUACAGAGAUAUUUGUGGGUCUGUCCAAAUGGACCAAUCUCCGCGGAGCAGAGAUGGUGGCAAAAACGUAUCAGGAUUAUGCCGUAUCCACUGUUCCUGUUGCUGGAGACUUGCAUCUAAAAAGCUUCUGCAGUAUGGGCGGCCCGGACACCCUCGUUAUCGGAAGCAGCAGCACAGCUAAAAAAGCCUUGAAGGUGAUGGAGCAGCUGACGGAUCACCACUACGAGACACUAACUGUGCCAGAUGACCCAGCUGCUAACUGCAUCUACGCUCGCGUGGGCCCCAAAACCAAUGUCUUGGUUCACCGCAGUGCGGAGGAAUAUCCCAACAGCGUGCAGGUCUUUCAGAAGCUGACUGAUUACACACUGGUCCCAUCAUCCUGCACGGAGGUGUCUAAGAUUGGAGGCUGCCUGACCGCUUGCUCCAUACUGAUAAACCGAAAGCUGGAGAUCUGAGAUCUGGUUCUCCCUGCGACCGAUUGUGCCAGACUGUGCACACUGUCACUGGGCUGUGUGUAUAGGGGCAGACCUCACACAUCUUUAUAUGGCAGGUGCUUAAUUCUAUGGGUUACCUCUAUCAUCAUCAUAUUACACCGAUGCACACUCCUGUAGCACAUAGUGUGUGUCUAUUACAUAUCUCCAGGACCUAUAUGAAUGUCUAAGGCUGUCUGUAGAUAUCGGUAGCUUUCUGGAUUAUGGUAUUUUUUUAUUUCUUUGCAUAAGUGAGGAGAAUGUUGGCCUGUCUGGCUGAGAGGACUAUAUAUGGUUAUCGAGCGCUGUUGAGCCUUCAUUUUAUGUAGUGUUAUAGUUGAGUAACAUUCUAGCAUAGGUAACACAAUGUCGUCUGACCAUUGUUCUUGUACAGUUCCGGGAUGCAUAAUGAACUUUUAUUGAGAGUGAAAUCUCUCCUGUUAGCGGAUGUGACGCGACUCGCGUCAUCUAUGAAAUGGCCACUAGAUGGUGCACAAGUGUCUGACUAGAGAUGCAAUAUUGUUCAAUUGUCUGGGUUUUCAACCACUUUGGAUUCAUUUAGCCAUUUCUGCCUUGCCAUGGCACAGACUAUCUUGCUAAUAUGUAGUAUAUUUUAAGGGGAACAGAUAAUGCUUGAUUGCAAAUUCUUCUGGUGCUAAUUAGAGCCCAUUGUUUGUCUGUCUUCUGUCCACCUCAUCUCUUGACCUCUGUAAAGUGCCCUUCUGUGUGUAGGUGAAAGGGAUGAAGAUCUUUUCCAUAUUGAGCAAAUCUAUCAGAGAAUCCAGUACAUCUCUUCGGUAAGAAGUUACGACUUCUGAGGCAUGAGGUAACUCUGCAUCAUGCCUCGGUGUUGUCACAGCUUGGUGGUAAAAUGAUAGGCUGAAUAUUGGUUAAGGCAAAUAGCUGCCUCCUUUUGUGUAUCAGUGACCGGUACUGUAGAUGGUAAAUUCCUUCCCUUGGUCCACAGAACCUUUUUCUUUUUCUCUACCUCAAUCCCUUUCUCUACCUCUUCCACUUUCAUACACAGCUCUGUUCCACCCGUCUUCCUUCCCUAGGUUCCCUGAAAAAAGAUCUUUUGUAGUAAGGUGAUAUCUUGCUGUGACGAGAGUAAUCCAUGACGGCUAUUAUGAAGACUGUCAGUGUAGAGUUUGUCUCUCCUCACUUUGUCCAGACUUGUCGCCAGUUUUGAAUGUGGAAACCACAAUGGCCGGUGACGUUCCUUGGCUGCGAUCUCCUAGCAGCCAGAAUGUUCCCAUUGCCUGCUGGUGAUAUUCUGUUUUAAUAGGGGAGUAGAUUUUCUGCCCUCUGUUAUUAAGUGAUCUCCAGUUAGAUUUGACCAGAUAAGACGUGAAAGGCUUUUAUGUCCCUCCUAAAUCACUGUUUGACAAAAGCAUUAGGACAUCUGCCACCCCCUCAGCCGCCUCAUCUACUAUAUGCUGGAAACUGUUUCCCAUUUUUUUUUUUUUUUUUAACCCUCUAAAUUUAUAAAUAAACUGCUUCAAGAGA